This is a messenger RNA of Rhinichthys klamathensis goyatoka, 1556 nucleotides long. It is a transcript of the gene npy2rl, whose product is annotated as neuropeptide Y receptor Y2, like. The coding region runs from base 313 to 1434 and encodes 373 amino acids. Lineage: Eukaryota; Metazoa; Chordata; Actinopteri; Cypriniformes; Leuciscidae. The record is from RefSeq and is a predicted model, not a curated record. Gene Ontology annotation, molecular function: neuropeptide Y receptor activity. Gene Ontology annotation, biological process: G protein-coupled receptor signaling pathway. The transcript has 5 exons. Gene Ontology annotation, cellular component: membrane.
UGGAUGUCUAAUUCAGUCGCGAGCGUCAGAGAGACGGUUGAGCUCCACAGCCCACCUCAUCUGAAACAUCAACCUUUCAUUCAGGGAAACAUAUUGAUUGAAAAAUCAAACAGAAGAACUUGUACUUGUUUAUUUUUUAUCAAUGUAUAGAUAUAACUAUACCAUUUCUAAAGAUCUAUAUUUAACUGAUGGUGAUGUAUCCUGACUUGCACGACGUAUUAUUGGAGACGGUGAAUGCGCUGCCUGGACAUUGGUUGUCAAACCUAAGGACAGCUUGGUCUUUCUCCAAAAUCUAGCAUUGCCAUGUGUUAAAUGGAUUCCAUCAGCUUAAUCAAUGGCUCCUCUGGGAGCAAAGACCUGGCCAUUGGGGAGGAUUCAUCUGACAUGUCUCUGAAUCAUCCUUUGCUAGAGCUGGGAGACAGCACUAAGCUUCUCGGGGUCCAGGUGGUUCUGAUCUUGGCGUAUUCUACCAUCAUCCUUUUGGGCGUUGUGGGUAACUCCCUGGUGAUUUAUGUGGUUUACAAAUUUAAGACACUUCGUACCGUCACCAACUUCUUCAUUGCAAACCUGGCCGUGGCCGAUCUACUCGUCAACACGUUGUGUCUCCCGUUCACGCUGGCUUACACUCUCCUCAGGGAAUGGAAGUUUGGACAAGUGCUUUGUUUCACUCUGCCGUACGCUCAAGGUCUCGCUGUCCAUGUCUCUACAAUUACAUUAAAUGUAAUUGCACUGGACCGGCAUAGAUGCAUCGUUUACCACCUAGACACUCGAAUGUCAAAGGACACCUGCUUUCUGGUCAUUGCCAUCACCUGGAUAGUAAGUGCCGUCUUGGCGAGCCCACUGGCCAUAUUCAGAGAGUAUGGGAUUGUAGAUCUUUCUCCAGAUGACUCCAUUGAGGUUUGUGGAGAGAAAUGGCCUGACAGUAGUACAGACAGCACUCUAUACUCAAUCUCCACGCUGCUGCUGCAAUAUAUAUUGCCUCUGGCUAUCAUCUCUUUUGCCUACAUCCGUAUCUGGAGUAAACUCCGCAAUCAUGUCAGCCCAGUUGGUCGCAGCGACAGGCACCAGCGCCGCCGCAAGACCACCAAGAUGCUGGUAACCAUGGUUGUGGUGUUUGCAGUCAGCUGGUUGCCUUUUCACGCCUUCCAACUCGCCAUUGACAUUGACCACAGCGUGUUGGACAUGAAGGACUUCCGGCUUCUUUACACAGUUUUCCACAUUGUGGCCAUGUGCUCUACGUUCGCCAACCCACUGGUGUAUGGUUGGAUGAACCGCAACUACCGCAGCGCCUUUGUUGCGGUCUUCCGUUGCAAGGAACGGCUUGAUUCGUUGCACAUCGAAGGCCAGGCUGCCCCAGCGGUUCGCAGCAAACCAAAAAAGGCUUUGGAAGCUCAAGAUAUGGUGACCACACAUCUCAACGCAACAGAUGUCUGAGGUGAGGAUACUGAAAGGAUUCCUGAUGUGAACUCAACAACACUGUCGAGGAUUCAUAGUGGUGGAUUCAUUGCAUCUCCCUGGUGAUUUAUGUGGUCUCCAAAUUUAAGAAGCUUCAUACC